AUGAUCUGUACUUAUGACGCAUGUAUGCUUGCAUCGGAAGCGGUCAUCGAAGACCUGAUGAUGCAACCAAAGAAGACCAAGUACCACGUCAUCGGCCUGAACGAGACGAGACGACGUCAUCCUCUCAGCGACGUAUAUGAAACUGGAGAAGAACUGUUCUCAGGAACAUGCAACACUAGAGGUGUUGGUGGAGUUGGCGUCUUCGUCAACACGAGUAUGGCAACGAACAUCGUUUCUUUCGAACAACUUACAACCCGAAUCGGACGUCCGCGGAUGAGAAGUUGUGGUCCAACACCAGCUUUGACAAUCUUCGUCGCUUACGCUCCAACAUCAAGCUACGAAGAAGGAGUCGAAGCUUUCUAUAUGGACCUGCAGAAGUUCUACCAAGAUCAUACCUUCUACAAGGUCAUAACUGGCGAUUUCAACGCCACUCGCAAUUCUAGGAGCCCUCCUCUCUACGCUGCACGUGGAAAACACCCAAUGGAGGGUAUCAUAAUGAAAUUGAAAACACCAUCGUCAGUGAAAGGUUCUGCUUGA
Messenger RNA from Necator americanus (New World hookworm), 537 nucleotides. RefSeq lists its product as uncharacterized. The coding region runs from base 1 to 537 and encodes 178 amino acids. Gene Ontology annotation, molecular function: catalytic activity. The record is from RefSeq and is a predicted model, not a curated record. NCBI's taxonomy places the organism in Eukaryota, Metazoa, Nematoda, Chromadorea, Rhabditida, Ancylostomatidae. The transcript has a single exon.